CUUUCGUUUGAAUAACAUCUGUAUUUAUAUAAAAAAAAUAAGUGUCGUUGCUCGUAAUGUGUUUCGUAAUAGCUUUAUUUGCAAAUUAGAGCCUUUUUCUUUUAUUUGUCGGAACAGUUGUAGUUACAUGAACCUGACGACCUUAACUUGUUUUGUCAUUGGAAAAUUCCCUGAUUUACUGUUAGAUGUUAUGUUGCCUCUGGACAUUUGUGCCAUUGUUGUGGAAUAAGGCAAGACGACAAACAUUUAAAUCUCUUUACAUUUUAGCGUACACGUAUGGCUAAAAAGUACUACAAAACCUUUCUCUGUCAUCAUAUUCGGAAUGUUGUCGGCGACCAUGUUGGCCAGAACAGCGCUAAGCAGAGGCAUUACUGCCCAGCACCUCUGUAAAAACGUGACCCUGUAUAUGAGUGAACUAACAGCUACGGGUUCCGGAAGUCCGAUCACCAAACCACUAAUGCUGAUGUUGCCGUGGUUGGGUUCACGUCCACAAGCCGUGGAUAAGUAUUGUGAGAUUUACUUUCGCACCGGCUUCGACGUCAUCGUGGUGGAGAGUGAGGUAAAGGAUUUCCUGUGGCCUCGAUGGGGACUAGACCGUGGGAAAACAUUGCUGGAUUUGCUUCUGAGUGAUCGCUUUAUGUCCCGGCCUCUGCUUGUCCACGCUUUCUCAAUUGGCGGCUACACAUUUGCCCAACUGCUUGUUCAUAUGUCGCACGACCAAGAGAAAUACCAGGAAUUUGCCAGUAGGAUCAAAGGUCAAGUUUAUGACAGCUUGGUGGUAGGCUCAUUGGAGCAAAUGGCCACAGGUCUUGGUAAAACAGUUUUUCCUCGUUUUGAGACCUUGAUUAAACAAAUAAGCCUGCUGUACUUCACUAUCUUUAAAACCCAAACGGUGGACCACUUUAACUCCAGCAUUGAUGUUUUCUGGAACAAUCCAGUCAGAGCCCCUGCACUAAUGUUCUUUUGCGAGAAUGAUGUGAUGAGCCAUGCGCAAACGGUGGAGAAACUCAUUGAUUACUGGAAGAAGCAUGGAAUGGACGUCUCUGUAAAGAAGUGGGAGGACUCAACACAUGCGGGUCACUUAAGGAGGUAUCCUCAAGAAUAUCUGACCACCCUAAACUCCUUCCUACACUCCCUUCAAAUCUCCCCUCUUAAGGCAAAGAUGUAAGAAGGUUCAUUUUAAAUGCAGAUCCAAAGCAGGGUUUAAAUAAAAUGUUCUCAGCAUAAAUAACAGUUUCACCAUUUCAAGGUUAAUUUAAGUCCCAGAAAUCAAAUUAGUCAGUUUUACACACUUACUGUGAACUUUAUAAAUCUACUGAAGUUAUUGUUUUGACAACUUCAUUGACAAAUUUUCCGUUUGUUUCUUGUUUUUGGCUUUUACAAACGUUCUUAUCUUAAUAUUUAACGUGUUAAAUGUUGGCAAAAAAGUUGCAAAGCCGAUGCAAAUGUGAACUCAGCAUUUCUAAACACAAGACAAACUGUUGUGGAGAAGAGAGAUGCUUCCAGAAAUGUCUUCCAUUUCAAUAACGGAUCUCCACUGAGCUGAACAACUCCUUUAGACUCACUUGAUUAAGAGAUUUUAUCCUGACAAUCAAUCAAAAGGUGACAAAUCGGUCGAGACGGGAUAAACUGUUGGAAGGAGUAGCUAUUUGGAAAUCUAAAGAUGUGAAAUGAAUACAACCAAAAUGUUGACACUUUUAACUGUUUAGAAGAAAAUUAAAUCAGUUUUAUGUUCCGAGAUUCUCUCUUCUUAGCACUCUGACACAAGUGGACGGGUGCAGUUUUUUUUUUUAUUGUGGUCUCUAACAUUUAGAGGACGUGUUGUUGACUGAUUUUGGUCCAUUUGAAACAGCCUGUUUUUAAAUGUCAUGAAACGAUGUGGAACCAGGGAGAAAUCGCUUUUGUGCAUCGUCAUAUUGAGUUUUGUUAAAGAAAUGAAGGACUGUUAUCUGUAGCUGACUUACCAGUAAUCAUUUUAAAUUCAAAUUUUAAUUUUCUCUGUGACUUGAUGCUUUUAAAUCUUCAUUAUGACACUACAUCUCUGUACUUGAACAUUUCUGUUAUGGAAUAUUAUAAAUGUGGCACUUUUUUAUGCUUGUAACUUGAAAAUUACUAGGGAAAAAAAAUGUGAAAAACUGAAUGAAAUUGAUUUCUUUGUGUGUUUUUUCCUUGAUUUAUUCCAUAUAAACCCAAUCAAUGUUGAACAAGCUAUAAUCUGUAUUACAUUAUCAAUUAUUUGUCUUUUAAAAGUCAUCUGUAAUACUUUUCAUAAUGGGUCAUAAGUCCUCUAGUACCUUUCAGUUCCUUUCUUCAUGACACUUGCAGAGAGAAAACAUAGUUUCUGAAGUGGGAAAUGAAUUUCACAUUUACAUGAGGGGCAAUAUGGAUUAAUAAAAAGUGACUCGUUUGCCUCUAUUAAAGUUAAAAAAAAAGAUUUAACUUUAGUCAGUUUCAAUCGGUCCAUAAAAAAAAUAUAAGAAACUUCUUAGGGAAAAUGCUGCUUAACAAACGAAAAUUAACAUCUAGCUUACAAUGAAAUGGUUGGGGAAAAACAGGCCUACAUACUAAGAAAUAAAAACAAAAUGUAGAUUUUAACGUUUUAAGAUGGCCAACAAUGAAUUCACUGCAAUCAAAUUCCUAUGAAAAAAUAAAAUUAAUUAAAAAUUAAGCUAUUAAAAUACCAACCAAAAGCCCAUUACAUGUUUUAUUUGUGGCUUUUUUAAAACUAAUGCCAAAUGGUUUUAUUGUAGUUUAAGGUGUAAAUAUGCUGAAAUGAAAGAGUUGCUAACAUAUAAGAAAUAAUAUUUUACGUC
This is a messenger RNA of Oryzias latipes (Japanese medaka), 2813 nucleotides long. RefSeq names its product transmembrane protein 53. NCBI's taxonomy places the organism in Eukaryota, Metazoa, Chordata, Actinopteri, Beloniformes, Adrianichthyidae. Gene Ontology annotation, molecular function: serine hydrolase activity. The record is from RefSeq and is a predicted model, not a curated record.